Messenger RNA from Momordica charantia (bitter melon), 560 nucleotides. RefSeq names its product PPR containing protein. The record is from RefSeq and is a predicted model, not a curated record. Lineage: Eukaryota; Viridiplantae; Streptophyta; Magnoliopsida; Cucurbitales; Cucurbitaceae.
GUUUCAAGUUUACCAGUGAUUUGGGGAUUUUGGGGAGGUUUUAGGGUUCCAGUGAGCGAAUUCACAGUCGGAAAUGGCAGCUUCAGCUUCAGUUGCACUAAGAUCCUCGUGUCUGCGAGCAAUUUGUAGAAUAUCCACCAGUUCCGCCGCCCGAAAUGUCUCCGUUUCAUCGGUCCUUCCCUCGCUCCGCUCAAGUUUCGUUCCUCGGAGGACUUCAAUUUCCCCUACUCACUCUCUAAGGUUGUUGCGACGAGAAUUGAGCUCCCUUCGACCUGUUCACAGCGCAAUUGCCUCCGCUUGCCUUGUUUCUGAGCUGCCCGCCGAAGCCAGCGCCUCCGUAGAAGGUAGAUUUGUGAACUAUCUCAGCCCCAUCUAGCACCAAACGCUUAUAGAGAUGCAGGGUUUUCUUCUUGUGUAUUAGAUUUCCAGAUUCACUUCAUAACGUCUUCUGCUGUUGAUUAUGAAGACAUGGUUUCUUUGGUUCCUUGAAUUGAUUGUACUCAUAUAAGUAUAUUUAUGUUACAUUAAGCAGCCAAUUUUGCUAGUCUUGUUUUUAUCAA